Messenger RNA from Neopelma chrysocephalum (saffron-crested tyrant-manakin), 1524 nucleotides. Its product is annotated as solute carrier family 22 member 6-A-like. The annotation marks the transcript as partial. The record is from RefSeq and is a predicted model, not a curated record. NCBI's taxonomy places the organism in Eukaryota, Metazoa, Chordata, Aves, Passeriformes, Pipridae. Gene Ontology annotation, biological process: transmembrane transport. The transcript has 10 exons. Gene Ontology annotation, molecular function: transmembrane transporter activity. Gene Ontology annotation, cellular component: membrane.
CCGGGUUAAUCCCGGUGGCACCAAAGGAGCCGCUUUUGAGCCGCGUUGUGUAACCGGAGCGGCCACGGGGGGACCCGACCCGGACCCCCGGGACCCCCUGAGACCCCCAGAGACCCCCCGGGACCCACAGAACAGUGUCCCCGUAUCCCGCUGUCCCCGCGCUGUCCCCGCUGUCCCCGCCAUGGCGUUCGGGGCGGUGCUGGCGCAGGUGGGGGCCCUGGGCCGGUUCCAGGUGCUGCAGACGGUGCUUCUGUCCGUGCCCAUCCUGCUCAUGGCCAGCCACAACCUGCUGCAGAACUUCACGGCCGCCGUCCCCCCGCACUGCUGCCGCCUCCCCGGGGCCACCCCCGAUGGCGCCUCGGGGGACUCCGGCGCCUCGGGGUCACCCGAUGCCACCCUGGGGCUCCCCGAUGCCACCCCGAGGUCCCCCGGUGCCACCCCAGGGUCACCCGGUGGCCCCCGCAUCCGGCCCGGUGACCCCUCCAACGACACCCUGGGGCCGGCGGGGGCCACGCCGGGGUGGCCCAACGUCACCCUGGGGUGGCCCGAGUCCACCCUGGGGUCCUGCCGGCGCUACGUGGCCGCGCCCCCCGCCAACGGCACUGGUGGCUCCCGGGCCACCGAGCCCUGUCUCGAUGGGUGGGAGUACGACCGCAGCGUCUACGUGGCCACCAUUGUCACCGAGUGGGACCUGGUGUGUGGCUACCGGCAGCUGCGGCAGAUGGCCCAGUCCAUCUACAUGGCCGGGGUCCUGCUGGGUGCCCUGGUCCUGGGGGGCCUCUCGGACAGGUUUGGGCGCAAGGCCAUGUUGAUGUGGUCCUACCUGCAGCUGGGGGUGAUGGGGACGUGCACGGCCUUCGCCCCCAACUACGCGUCCUACUGCGUGUUCCGCUUCGCCGGCGGGAUGGCCCUGUCCGGCUUCGGCCUCAGCAUCGCCUGCCUCGUGGUAGAGUGGAUCCCCACGCCCUACCGCGCCAUCACCGUGGCCAUCACCGGCUUCGCCUACACCCUGGGCCAGAUCAUCCUGGCCGGGGUGGCCUACGCCGUCCCCCACUGGCGCUGGCUCCAGCUCGCCGUGUCCCUGCCCUUCUUCGUCUUCCUCCUCUACUCCUGGUGGCUGGCGGAGUCGGCGCGGUGGCUCGUGCUCUCGGGCAGGGCCGAGCGGGCCGUGAAGGUCCUGCGGCGCGUGGCCGCCGUCAACGGCCGGAAGGAGGAGGGCGAGAAGAUCACGGUGGAGAUCCUGAGGUCCAACAUGAAGGAGGAGCUGGCGGCCCUCAAGUCCUCCUACACCGUCUCCGACCUGGUCCGGACGCCCAUCAUCCGGCACAUCUUCUUCUGCCUCUCCAUCGUCUGGUUCUCCAUCAGCUUCUCCUACUACGGGCUGGCCAUGGACCUGCAGAACUUCGGCGUCAGCAUUUACCUCAUCCAGGUGAUUUUCGGCGCCGUCGACUUCCCGGCCAAGGUGGUGGUGACCGUGGCCCUGAGCUACGUGGGCCGGCGGCUCUCGCUGGUGGUGGCCCUUUU